AUGUCCACUGCCGAGGAGUACUCCUUAUUGGAUAGCGGCAGAGUCAGUUCGGCAUUUGAUCCUAUGGAUUUGUCUCGCUCGAUGCGGCCGCGUAUAGGCGCCGCUCAGAUGAGCAUGGUGCUCAACCCGAGAGAGUCACCCUCGCUGGAGCUACUGGCGGAGAUGAUCAAGUGCAAGUCAAUGGUUAAUGCCAAUGCCAAUGCCAAUGCCAAUGCCAAUGCCAAUGCCAAUGCCAGCAUCGAGGCCAAAAACAUGGCCCGGCGGGUGUCCAAUAUGACCAAUGCAGCCAAUAGCAACAAUGAUGUGAAUGGUCAGCAGACUCUCAAACAAACGGAGAUUCUAAACCCCAGCGAGAAAACAACCCACGCGAACAAGGCCAAAAAGCAAGUGCAAUUUAUUAUCCCCGACGACGUGCGGUUUCGCUGGCUUGGGAUUUUUGAGCAACCGUCGGACCCCGAAACCAGUGAUACAGAGGAGAUGAGCAACAGCACGACCAAGAACCCAACGUCAAAUACGAAUAGGGAUUCGCCGGCAACAUUCUCCAAUAGUUCUCGCAGCAGCAUCGGUGCACCUGCGCGGCGCAGCUCCUCGCUGGUUAGGCAGAUUGGUAUGGGGACUGGGUCCAUUGGCAGAAGCAGCAGGGGUGCCGGCAUCCAGGCCGAAAUCGAACGCGCUAAUCGUGCUUUUGACACAGGCGAUAACCUCGGCGAAGGCGGAUUGGGCAGCAACGACAGCGAUACCAGCAGCAGCGUUAUUUCUCCCUUCACAGCCAGCUCGUCUGUCGAAGCAGUCUAUGGCGGAUCAAGGCCAGACGCUAGGAAAGCAUCCAUGCUGGGCAACCAGGGCCGCGGAGCGUCCCGGCCGGACAGUGGGGCCGCGGUUAAUGGUUACUUGGCGGGAACGAGCUCACAGCGGUUGUUGGGUUCCGAGGACGUUGGCGCAAAUGAUGCCGCUGUAGAGUUGCCGGGCGGAAGUGGAAGCAGGCACGGGGCUAAUUCGGGAAAGGACAUGCACGGGCGAAUCGCAUUGCGGACCGCGCAGCCAACCUUGUCCACCACCAGGAUCACAGUGCCCAAGCGCUACUCGGUGUCCCCGUCGUUCACUGCGCUCGGCAUGGCUCGCCCUGCGCCUGAGGGCGAGUCUUCUGUGAGCAGGAGGGGUGUUCGCUCGGACGAUGGACUGGGCAACUCGCAAGACCUGCCAGCGAUCCCGGCACAGGUGAUCCAGCGCAGCGAGUCCGCGCAGUCUGCCGGAAACCCUGAUAACCUGGCAGCAAUGCACCACCGCAGGCGGAACUCGUUUGAUGGGUCCAACCCGUCCCUUCGCCGCGCAGAGCAGUCCCUCAACGAGGAGUAUAUGAUGCUGCCAGUUAGUAGUAGCGCAAAGAUGGGCUCGGGCAAUGCCGCCAACCAUCCAGACCAGCAGCAGCAACUACUGGGCGGCGGGCGGCUUUUCAGGCGGGCGACCACAUCGUCAACCCACCAAAAAAGCGGCCGCUCAUCCGACGACGACCACACCGGCGGCGGCAUUAUCGGCGGCACUCGCGAUUUCUUUAAAAACCGACUCCGCUCGCGCACUCACAGCAACGCCAGAGGCACAGCUGCCAAGCUUGCGAGCGCAUCUGAGGUCCACGCGGAGGGUACGACAGUGAACGGCGUGUCGGAGUACCAAAUGGAUCUUAUUGGCCAAAGCGGCAAUGGCGGAGAUAGCGACGGCAGAGGCGCUGUAGCGCACGAGCGGCCGAGGCGACGCAGUGAUGCUGAGGUCAAAUCGCGUGUCUCUCCGCCGCCGACGCAAGCAGCCAUUCCUGAGACCUAUCCACAGGUGCCCCCAAAGCUGCCACCGAAAUUACCACGGAAGAAGCAUGCAGCAAGUGAUGCACCCACGACUGCAGCAUCAGCAGCGGCAGCCACGGCGGCUGUGGCAUCGGCAUCAGCAUCGGCACCGGCACCGGCACUGGCACUGGCACUGGCACCGGCGUCGGGAUUCCAACACUCCGACAGGCGUAGUAAGAGAGUUCCUGCAACCGCCCCCUCGUCUGAAGGCCACAUCGAUUCCGCGUUCACGCUGCCCAGGCCCGAGGCAUCGCGCGGACAGCGCAAGGGCCACGACGACGUGAUUGCCACACAGUCUUCAGCGCCUGGCACAAAGCACGCGGGCAAGCACGGUGGUCGGGCACCCGCGCGGACUUCGUCAGCCGAGUACACCCGCCAGCAGAGCCAGCGAUCCACAUCGGUGCCGCCGGAGCCUAGCAUUCGCUUGACCAGCGAGCAGCUCGAAUUGCUGCGCCUCCAACCUGACAAGUCCAAUGGCAAUGGCAGCCCUACUGCACCCAAACCUACUGCCGACAGUAGCGGCGGCAACGCGGGCGAGGCCGCGGGCAUGCGCAGCAGGAGGCAGCGUCAGGACGCAGGCGAAUUAACGGCCCCGACAGCCGCACUGCCGCAACCGCCGCGCAAAUUUAUGACCAACGUUGGACGCAGUUCAGCUGAGCAGCAGCAUCGAUCGAGGGCGUCGCCGGACCGCGAGCACGAGGAGUACACUGUGCUUAGUCCGCCACCGCUGCCCAAAAUGCCACCCCUCCCUCCUAUACCGCCCAGCGCGUCAGAGGACAUCUCGGAGUUUCUGUCUGACACGCAGGCCACGGAGUCCGACGGGGGCCAUGUUGCUGGCGACACGGACUUGGCGGACCAUCCAGGGCGCAAAUCAAAGUCCAAAAGAAAAACCCGGCGGUCGUCCAUUAUGACAACCAUCAACAGCAUGCUUGGACGCAAGGAGUGA
This is a messenger RNA of Kickxella alabastrina, 2781 nucleotides long. RefSeq lists its product as uncharacterized. The record is from RefSeq and is a predicted model, not a curated record. The transcript is spliced from 3 exons. Lineage: Eukaryota; Fungi; Kickxellomycota; Kickxellomycetes; Kickxellales; Kickxellaceae. Bases 1 to 2781 code for a protein of 926 amino acids.